UCCUGAUAUUAACAGAAUAUGCUGCAGAGAGUUCUUGGUUUCAUGCGUAAACCCUAAACUCGAACCUUUUCUGUGGAUUGCUCAAAUGGAUGACGCUCAAGAAAUAGAGGAUAAAACAUCUGAAGCAACUUCUGAUGAUGAUGCAUCGCAAACGAAACAGGAAACUCGUGAUGAAAUGCUUGCUAGGCACAGGAAAGAGAUAUCACAACUGCAGAACAAGGAAAUUGAACUGAAAAAGGCAGCAGCCAAAGGUAGCAAAGCUGAACAGAAAGCUAAGAAGAAGCAGGUGGAGGAAGAUAUCUCUCAACGUUCUACUAAGCUUAAAGAAAAACAGGCUGAAGAACUUGCUUCAUUAGGCUAUGUCAGUAAUGAUGGAGGUGGAAAGAGCAACAUUGACAAUUUGGUGAAAGCCAUAGCUGGGGUUUCUGUUACAAGUCAACCUGACCAAUCAAAGCCCAGCAAGGGUGCAAAGAGGCGAGGGAAAAGAGCUCAGCAAGAAGCAGAAAGAGAGCAAAGAAUUCAGGAAGAGCAGAGCAACAUUGUGAGUGAACGAAUGAUUGAAAAUGAGAAAUUGGAAAAAAAGCUUGAACCCCUUGGUUUGACUGUUAACGAAAUAAAGCCGGAUGGCCACUGCCUCUACCGAGCUGUUGAGGACCAGUUAGCCCUCUUAUCUGGUGGUUUAUCUCCUUAUAUGUACCAAGAGCUUCGAGAAAUGGUGGCUACUUAUAUGAGGACACAUUCGUCGGAUUUCCUCCCAUUUUUCCUUUCAGAUAAUGUGAUAGAAGAUGAUUCCAAUAAUUCACUUGCAGAGAGAUUUGAGAAUUACUGUAAAGAAGUGGAGUCAACAGCGGCAUGGGGAGGACAACUAGAACUUGGUGCUUUAACUCACUGCCUUAGAAAACAUAUCAUGAUAUUUUCAGGGUCAUUCCCUGAUGUUGAGAUGGGGAAGGAGUACAAAUCUGAUGGUGGAAAUGGUUCAUCAAAAUCAAGCAUCAAGCUAUCAUACCAUAAGCAUGCAUUUGGGCUUGGUGAGCACUACAAUUCUGUGGUCCCAAUUUGAUCAAGUAGGUAUGCUUCGGAUUAUGAGUAUAAAUCAAUUGAAAUACGAGAGGUACUGCACUUUGUAGGAAAUAUGUGAUCUCAAAGACUCCUUUCAUAGGAUUGUUGCUCUAAGUGAAACUACAGAAAAUUUAAUUGAACUCGUGUGGUUGGAGUAUCUUA
Corylus avellana is the source of this 1221-nucleotide messenger RNA. RefSeq names its product Cysteine proteinases superfamily protein. NCBI's taxonomy places the organism in Eukaryota, Viridiplantae, Streptophyta, Magnoliopsida, Fagales, Betulaceae. Gene Ontology annotation, biological process: protein deubiquitination. The record is from RefSeq and is a predicted model, not a curated record. Gene Ontology annotation, molecular function: cysteine-type deubiquitinase activity.